This is a messenger RNA of Staurois parvus, 1545 nucleotides long. NCBI's taxonomy places the organism in Eukaryota, Metazoa, Chordata, Amphibia, Anura, Ranidae. The record is from the annotation of a GenBank genome assembly.
GUGACUUACUUAAUGAUAAAGAACACUGCUUUUGCCAUUUAUGUGACUGAAACUAAUAAUUUUAUAUAUGCCAUGUUAAUCAGUGAUCUUUUUUUUUCUGUUUUGCAGGUUGGCCCCAAUGCGAUUAUACACACUCUCAAAACGCUAUUUUGUGUUGGUUUUUGUGGUAUUCUUCAUCUGUUUUGGAUUAACACUUUUUAUUGGCAUUGCUGGCCCAAACGUCAUCGACACAAAACCGUAUCGAACUGGCCCAUCCAAUGUUUCCAAGGUAUAAGCUGCUUCUUUUGAAUAAAACCCAUCUACUCAAAGGGAGAACAUGCAUUGCAGCUAUGGCUAACGUGCCGAAUUGAGCUAGACAAAUCUGAUGACACCAGCAUCCAAAGCAACUUAACAAUACUUGUGAACAUUCAGGGUAUAGCUGAAGAUGCAACUGUGUCUUAUGUUGACAAGAAAGAACACAGUCAUAACCGGAUAAUUAGCUGUGCACAGAAAUGUGACGAAAUUAUAGUGGUACAUCUAGGCUAUCUGAACUAUACACGCUACAAACUUUUUGUCCGGUUUGAAAAUUUAAAUCAGUUGAGAUACACUAUUACAGCGGUUACAUUUAGUUGGAAAACCUACAACCCUACCUUUUCGCAAGUGGAGAUCUGGUUUCGUUUUGUGUUUGUGGUGCUCACAUUCAUGGUGACGUGUCUAUUUGCACAUUCCCUUCGGAAGUUCUCCAUGAGAGACUGGGGUAUAGAACAGAAGUGGAUGUCGGUCCUUUUGCCACUGCUUUUACUUUAUAAUGAUCCAUUCUUCCCUCUCACAUUCCUGGUUAAUAGCUGGUUUCCUGGCAUGCUGGAUGACCUAUUUCAGUCACUCUUCCUGUGUGCACUUCUGCUCUUUUGGCUUUGUGUUUAUCACGGCAUUCGGGUGCAGGGGGAGAGAAAGUGCAUGACUUUCUAUCUGCCAAAACUGUUAAUAGUUGGACUUCUGUGGCUUGCUUCUGUGACUCUGGGCAUAUGGCAAACUGUUAACGAAUUACGUGAUCCAACUUACCAGUACAGAGUAGAUGCUGGCAAUUUCCAAGGCAUGAAAAUUUUCUUCCUUGUGGUGGCAACAAUGUACAUCCUAUAUCUUUUGUUCCUUGUUAUACGAGCGUGCUCUGAACUACGAAAUAUGCCAUAUGUUGAUCUGCGGCUCAAGUUUCUUACAGCUUUAACUUUCGUAGUGCUUGUUAUCAGCAUUGUCAUUUUAUAUCUAAGAUUCGGCUCACAAGUUUUACAGGACAAUUUUGUUGCUGAGCUGUCAACACAUUAUCAAAAUUCAGCAGAGUUCUUGUCCUUCUAUGGCUUGCUGAAUUUUUAUCUAUACACUUUAGCAUUUGUCUACUCCCCAUCAAAAAAUGCACUGUAUGAAUCACAGUUGAAAGAUAAUCCUGCCUUUUCAAUGCUAAAUGACUCUGAUGAUGAUGUAAUAUACGGGAGUGACUACGAGGAGAUGCCUCUUCAAAAUGGACAAGCCAUAAGAGCUAAAUAUAAAGAUGAAUCUGAUAGUGACUGA